GGAAUUACGCGAGAAAUGAUAGAGCGAGCUAAACAAUACGGAACGCAUUACCAGGUGAUCGACCAUCAGUUGUACCGUCAAAAAGACUGCAUGUUCCCGGCGAGAUGCUCCGGCGUGGAGCAUUUCGUGAAACCUCUCCUCCCGAUUCUACCAAACAUGGAUCUGAUCGUUAAUUGUCGUGAUUGGCCACAGAUACAUCGACAUUGGAGCAAAGAAAAAACGCCCGUAUUAUCUUUCAGUAAAACGGCCGAAUAUCUUGACAUAAUGUACCCGGCUUGGGCCUUUUGGGAAGGUGGUCCAGCCAUAGCUCUCUAUCCUACGGGCCUUGGACGAUGGGAUCUGCAUCGUAAGCGCAUUUUGGAUGCGAGUGAAGAUUGGGAAACCAAGAAAGCGGUAGCAUUUUUCCGAGGGUCACGAACCUCCGAUGAACGAGAUGCUUUAGUGCUGCUGUCGCGCUCACGGCCAUCGCUCGUUGACGCACAGUACACGAAGAAUCAAGCCUGGAAGUCACCUCAGGAUACGCUUAAUGCAGAACCUGCACAGGAGGUCACGCUCGAACAGCACUGUCGUUAUCGUUUUUUGUUUAAUUUCCGCGGUGUUGCUGCCAGCUUUCGCUUUAAACAUCUGUUUCUUUGUCGUUCUUUAGUUUUCCACGUGGGAGAUGAGUGGCAAGAGUUUUUCUACGCAUCAUUGAAGCCGUGGGUGCAUUACGUACCCGUUCCGGUUCACAGUGGACCGGACGAGCUAGAAUCUCUGAUAAGAUUUUUCCAAGAUCACGAUGAUCUAGCGCGUAGCAUUGCUCAGCGAGGAUUCGAUCAUAUUUGGAAUAAUCUUCGCAUGACGGACGUCGAAUGUUACUGGCGGAAGCUAUUGAAGCGUUAUGGGAAAUUAAUUAGAUACCCAGCAGUACGGGAUAAAAGUUUGAUACAAGUUUAUUAGAAGGAAAAUAUAACACCGAAUUGUUCCGUAGGUGAAAAUGUAUCAAAAUGUAUUAUAACGUAUGGAAGAAACUUACGCAUUUAAACUCUCUAAUAUCCAUUACUCGCUUUGUUGGCGUAAGGAAAAUGAUUUCAUAUUAAAUAAGACGUUUG
This is a messenger RNA of Anopheles nili, 1091 nucleotides long. RefSeq names its product O-glucosyltransferase rumi homolog. The coding region runs from base 16 to 939 and encodes 307 amino acids. The record is from RefSeq and is a predicted model, not a curated record. Gene Ontology annotation, biological process: protein O-linked glycosylation; positive regulation of Notch signaling pathway. Gene Ontology annotation, cellular component: endomembrane system. Gene Ontology annotation, molecular function: UDP-glucosyltransferase activity; UDP-xylosyltransferase activity. The transcript has a single exon. Lineage: Eukaryota; Metazoa; Arthropoda; Insecta; Diptera; Culicidae.